This is a messenger RNA of Crotalus tigris (Tiger rattlesnake), 2045 nucleotides long. It is a transcript of the gene LRRC46, whose product is annotated as leucine rich repeat containing 46. Lineage: Eukaryota; Metazoa; Chordata; Lepidosauria; Squamata; Viperidae. Gene Ontology annotation, molecular function: protein binding. The record is from RefSeq and is a predicted model, not a curated record. Bases 225 to 1205 code for a protein of 326 amino acids. The transcript is spliced from 9 exons.
CGAAGACUUGAGAAGUUGUCUCGUGAUCAACUCUUUCUCAAGCUUCUAUCUCUCCCAGUCCUUAAUGACUGGAAAGAGAUACAGAAAGACUCCAGCCUUUGCUUUCUUCUGCUAUGACCGUUUCCAUGGAGAUUCUGAACCUAUAGCGGUUGCGAAUAACCUUCCCAGUCUCUUUUUCUAGGAGACAGAUAUUCAUUUUUGGGCAUCAGGAGGAUUCAUCAGUCAUGCCAGGAGCAAAUUUACAACCCUCCAGUGAAGGAGUAUACUUGACAAAAUCUCUUAUUGUCCAAAGGAAUAUGCCAGUACCAGUGGAGAAAGAGGAUCCAGAGAAGAUAUCUGAAGCUCUGGCUUCUCUACAGGUCGUACGGCUAGAUAGGGAGAAAAUUAGCUGCAUUGCCAACCUGCCAGAUUUAAAGCAUGUCCAUAGCAUCUAUUUACAACAGAAUCAAAUAAAGAAAAUUGAAAACUUAAAUUGCUUUCCAAACUUGAAGUUUUUGUCAUUAUCUGGAAAUUACAUCAACAAAGUACAGAACCUCCAAUCUCUCCUCAAGCUGAAGUUUCUGGAUCUUUCACAGAAUUGCAUUGAUACUUUAGACAUAGAUGAGCUGCCCCUGAACCUUGCAAUCCUUGACCUGACUGGAAAUAAGUGCAGGAAUCAAAAAGGCUAUAGGGAGUGUGUGUUGGCAGCUCUGCCCCAUCUGAUAGAACUGGACAACAAAGCCAUCUCAAAGCAGAAAAUCAUACUCCAGAACAAUGAAGAGGAAGAAAAUAGCUCAGAAGAGAGUGAUUAUGAGGACUGUCCAGAGCUCUUUCAGCCAUUGAGCACAGAAAAAGACUUCUUUGUUGAUCUCCAUAAUGAAUUCAGUAGCCGCUCAGCUCAGCGGAGAGAGACAGCAAUGAGGGAACACGAAACCCGUCUGGAAGAGCUGAGGCAGCGACAGAAUCUGAGGCAGCUUGUGUUCAGCACCAGUGAAGGUGAACCCCUAAGUUUACCAGAAUCAGGAUCUCCAGUUCUAACCAAUUUAUCUCAAACUGAGAACAGUAUGGUUUUGAAUCCAUCACCACAAAGAAUAGUGAUUCCAGAAGUUGAUGCAGGACUGAACAUUCCAAAGGAAAAACACGAAGGCACCAAGACCCAGCAGAAAAUAUCAAAAGGGAAAAUAUCUAGUACAGCUAAAACUGCAAACAAGAACAUAAGAAAAUGAUAUUUUGUUGAAACACUAUUUUACUUAUAUAAUUUUUAUCUUAUCAAACAAAUAUACUUCAUUUGUGAAGCAUUGCCCAUUUUUAAAAUAAACAAGACAUUAUGAACUGUUGGAGGUUGAUUGAUUGCCAGUCAAAAAACUAGAAAAAUGCAGAGUCUGCACAGUAACUUUCAAGAAACACUUCUAUUGAGAAAAGGGAGGGGCAGGAAAUUAAUAGCAGGUAUACUCAUCCCUCUGAAAUUUUCUUUCUAGUGAAAUAUAAUGAGCUUUUCUGUGCUUUAUAUUUGUAGCAUAGAUGUACACCAAUGAAUACUAAUUUAUCUUUGAGGCAACAAAAGGCCCCAAGGAAAAUACUGAAUUAUAAAAUUGCACCUAGAAAUGUUUAUUAGGAAAUUCUAAACCUACUAGCAAAACUUGGUUAGGAACUAAAAUUAUUUACAUAUAUCUGAACCCAAAUGUUUGCAUGUGCCUUUCAGUGGGAUUACAUGAAUUCGUAUUUUUCCAGUCAAGUUUAAUGUGUAUAAUAGAGGCAAAUUACAAAGCAUUUAAACUUACAGAUAGCCAUAAAAUUUCUAUAUUUGGCCCUGAAAUGUCUGGUAUGAGAUUAUAUACUUUAAUUGAGAAAGUAACUGCUCCAAACUUUCUUCUCAGGGAAAACUAGAAAAGAGUUUGAAAGUUGAACCAGUAGAAAACUUUUGUUUCUUUGCAGUUCUAAGCUAUUUCACACUUAUUGCUAUAUUGGGUUUUUUAUAUAAAAGAGUUUGUUGAAACCACCAUAGGUUAAUCCUGUAAAAAGCCAUAGUGUACUAUGCUAAUAAAGCUGUUUGUUUCACUUUGGCA